CUAAUCUCGCAUUAAGUGACGUCGUUCGGCACAAUCUAGCCCAACGGCGUCGCUCUUGCUUUGCACGGACAAACGAAACUUCGUCCCGUCCUCUCUCCAUUGCAUAUUGUCAUCUCGGUCCUGAAACCAGAUCUCUUUCUCUGCCUGUGCAUCUGUGAGCAAUGGAUUUUCAUAUACGCAGCGUUUUCCGCCUGCUUAUCGUCUCUUCUAUUAUCUGCUCGCUAGCUAGGGCUGAAACCAGUGGUUCAGUUUUCUUCAUUGAUGGCCAAAAUCGCCAAUAUGUUCGUACUCCAUCAGCAAACGAUGUCGUUCAGUCUCACUUAAUGUCGCCGCUGGAACUGGGUGCUGCUGUGUCUGUAUUGCUUGGUUUUGCACCACCUGCUACACUUUCAGCUGCUGGUUCAUCUAAGUUGAAUGAAGUUCUCAUGCCGAAUCCAUUUGAUAGGCCUCGCUCUGUUUUCAUGCUGGAAGUCACAGGAGUCAAUGAUUUGGUUGCUCCAGCAAAUGCCAUGUUCAGUAAUGCCUAUAGAAGCAAGGUUAUUCUUGAUUUGGAUAAAUCGCAAAUUGAACUGCCAGGUGAAGAAGUCUCUGUUGUUUCUUUAGAUGAAAAAGUAGCAGAUUGCAAUGACGAGGAACUAAGUAGUUUGGCAUCUUGGUUGGGUGGUUCAUAUAGUAUUGAUGCUUUGGAACCACAAAAUGGAAAGUUGAUCAUCCCCUUGGCUAGUGGUUCUGAUAUGAAUCUUUAUGUUUCAAAGAAAGCAGACCAGGAAUUCAUAGCAAGUCUCUUGGCUUUGUUCCGCAAUAGUAAAAGAGCAAUAGAAAUGCAUGAAGAUCUGUUGCAGGCUAGUCAAGGACCUGCAGAGUUAAUUGUAGGUCGUUUUGAUGGCAUUAAGGCUUUGCAAGAGCAAUAUGGACGUGAUGUUGUGAAGCAAGGAUUGGUGCUAUUGCUUGCUACAUUAUCUAAAAUGCUUGAUUCAUUCCAAGCAGCAUACAAAGGUCAAAUCGUUGGAGUUAUCAUCUGUAAUGAGAUAUCUUCUCCAGAAUCAGGAACAAUGCUGAAUUUGAUGUUGACUGCUCAGCCAUCUGCACGUUGGUUGGCAGAGAAAGAAGGAUCAAAUGCAACUAAUGCAACAACCAUUGCAGAAAUAGCCUUGGUUAGAAAGACCCUGGCUUGGGUGACAGGAAUUAUUCUUCUCAUUUCUACUUUAUUAGGGAUAUAUCUGUUGCUCAAUAUGCCACUCACCAAGGACACGCUUCUCUACUCUAAUGUCAAGCUUGACUAAAGUUGAAAGGUAGUUGAUGAAUCUUUUUGCUACUAGAAGUGGCACGGGAUGGCAUUGGGCCUUUUAUGGGAGUUAUUUGUAGAUUUCUUAUUACCCAUGGCUGUUUACAUUACGGUGAAACCUGUUCCCUAAUUAUCGUGUGGUAUUGGGUAGGUUGCUUUGGCAAAUCAGGUGCCCUCUUUUUAAGCAUCCGUAGCCGGUGCUUAACCAAGAAAAAUACAAGAAAGUUACUGGUUGAUGCAAGGUCGUUUUAGGCACUGUACUUUGGGGCAUGGGCGUGGGGAAUUGAAAUGUGGAACGAAGAUGAUUAUGCAACAAUUUAAGUUGGCGGUUAAAUAGAUUGUCAUAUUGUGCAUUUGUUGGGUAAUAUGUUUUUAUCAUCAUAUUGAUAUGUGUUUUUAGUUAUUCAGAUUUUUUUUUUUCAUUUAUUGAUGUCAUAUGAGAUUUUGAAUAAAGAAAAUUGUUGAGAUUCCCUUCUUA
This is a messenger RNA of Hevea brasiliensis (rubber tree), 1763 nucleotides long. RefSeq lists its product as uncharacterized. The record is from RefSeq and is a predicted model, not a curated record. Gene Ontology annotation, cellular component: endomembrane system. NCBI's taxonomy places the organism in Eukaryota, Viridiplantae, Streptophyta, Magnoliopsida, Malpighiales, Euphorbiaceae. The coding region runs from base 162 to 1283 and encodes 373 amino acids. The transcript has 11 exons.